Molecule: messenger RNA, 378 nt
Organism: Cladocopium goreaui
Lineage: Eukaryota; Dinophyceae; Suessiales; Symbiodiniaceae
Source: the annotation of a GenBank genome assembly
AUGGAGCGCUACUGGGAUGCUGGCAAAGGUGCACUUUGUGUGGAGCUCACCUCGAAGCUGCAGGGCCCUGACGUCUUGGUCUGCUGCAGCAGGGCGGGCAACGUCUACGCGGAAGAAUGGGGCAAAAACUUCAGCAAUGAAGAAUUGAUAACGCAGCUGAUUCCAGCGCAACGUGCGUUGCUGCACCACUGUGGCAAGAGAUCGCUGAGGCCGAUUUGGUGCGCAGACUUUGGGAUGGAUUCAGAUGCUGCGCUGGCAGAACUUGCCAAAGACCAGCAUUUGCAGAAGGUCACCCACAGCGGUGAUGAGGCUUCCAAGCAGACGUGGUUUGGGGUCCAAAGCAGAGCUUCCGGGAAUGCUACACGGGGUCUGUUUUGA